Drosophila kikkawai is the source of this 2264-nucleotide messenger RNA. It is a transcript of the gene sgl, whose product is annotated as UDP-glucose 6-dehydrogenase sgl. Gene Ontology annotation, biological process: glycosaminoglycan biosynthetic process. Gene Ontology annotation, cellular component: nucleus. The record is from RefSeq and is a predicted model, not a curated record. Gene Ontology annotation, molecular function: UDP-glucose 6-dehydrogenase activity; NAD binding. NCBI's taxonomy places the organism in Eukaryota, Metazoa, Arthropoda, Insecta, Diptera, Drosophilidae.
ACAUAUAUACAGAUUCUCUUUGGUUUAAACAUUUAGCGGGUGGGUGGAAGUCAGUAGUAGUUACCGCUGACCCGUUCGAACCGCCACACACGACUCUUCGACUCGCGCUCGAUAUAAAAAAACACGCGCAGCGACGGCCCGCAGGAAACCAGCGUAAAUCCCACACUCUCUCUCCGGGCGAAAACAACAACACUUGAAGAAAAACAAUGAAGGUCUGCUGCAUCGGCGCGGGAUAUGUCGGAGGCCCCACCUGCGCGGUGAUGGCGCUCAAGUGUCCCGACAUAGUCAUUACCCUGGUGGACAAGAGCAGCGAGCGGAUUGCCCAGUGGAAUUCGGAUAAAUUACCAAUUUACGAGCCCGGUCUCGAUGACGUGGUAAAAAAGUGCCGCAACGUUAAUUUGUUCUUUUCCACGGACAUCGAGACGGCCAUCAAGGAAGCGGACCUCAUCUUCAUCUCGGUGAACACGCCCACAAAGACCUGUGGCAAUGGCAAGGGACGAGCGGCGGAUCUCAAGUAUGUGGAGAGUGCUGCCCGGAUGAUUGCCGAGAUUGCGCAAUCCAACAAGAUUGUGGUGGAGAAGAGCACGGUUCCCGUGCGGGCAGCGGAGAGCAUUAUGCACAUCCUACGGGCGAAUCAGAAGCCCGGCAUCCACUACGACAUCCUGUCCAAUCCGGAGUUCCUGGCCGAAGGCACUGCCAUCAAUGAUCUGCUCAAUGCGGACCGAGUGCUAAUCGGCGGCGAGGAAACGCCUGAGGGCCAUCAGGCGGUGGAGAAGCUAUCGUGGAUCUACGAGCACUGGAUACCCAAACAGCACAUUCUCACCACGAAUACGUGGAGCAGUGAGCUGUCCAAGCUGGCGGCUAAUGCUUUUCUGGCUCAGCGCAUCUCCAGCAUUAAUUCGCUGUCCGCUGUUUGCGAGGCCACCGGGGCCGAUGUCUCCGAGGUGGCACGUGCCGUCGGUCUGGAUUCCCGCAUCGGUUCCAAGUUCCUGCAGGCCUCCGUGGGCUUCGGUGGCAGCUGCUUCCAGAAGGACAUUCUCAACCUAAUCUACAUCUGCGAGAACCUCAAUCUGCCAGAGGUGGCCGCCUACUGGCAGCAGGUGAUCGACAUGAAUGACUAUCAGAAGAGGCGGUUCUCGCAGAAGAUCAUCGAGAGUCUGUUCAACACGGUUUCGGACAAGCGGAUAGCCAUCCUUGGGUUUGCCUUCAAGAAGAAUACGGGAGAUACCCGCGAAACGGCCGCAAUUACGGUCUGCCAAACCCUGCUCGAGGAGGGCGCCAAGCUGGACAUUUACGACCCCAAGGUGGAGCCCGAACAGAUCAUUGACGACCUCACGCAUCCCACGGUCACGGAAUCGCCGGAGAAUGUGAAGAAGGCGGUGCAGAUCCACAGCGAUCCCUACAGUGCGGUGAGAGCCACGCAUGCGCUGGUCAUCUGCACCGAAUGGGAUGAGUUCGUGGACCUGGACUUUAAGCGCAUCUACCAGUCCAUGAUGAAGCCGGCGUACAUCUUUGAUGGCCGGAAAAUCCUCGACCAUGAGCGGCUGCAGCAGAUCGGUUUCCAUGUCCAGACCAUUGGCAAGAAGUAUCAGCGCGCUGGACUGCUCAGGUCGUGGGGCAUUGUGCCGCAGCUAUAGGCGCGGCGGACGACGAAGGAGGAGGGUGUGGUGGCAUUUACACUUAAAGUUGGCGAAAUUUCCAGUAUUUGCGAGACGAAAUUGUAAAUAUCCAGAGAGUCUGAGAUAGGCCAGACUUUCCUCUCUGUAUACAAUCCCUGCGUUGAACGAUUUAUGGGACAAAAAUAGUCUGACGAAGAUUCUAAGCAACUAUAAAGUAAAAUAAUAGUUCUUGUAUCCAUUUCAAGCUUAAAUCUAAACUAGAAAAGUUCUCGCAGUCCAGGAAAAUAUUCAACUAAAUUUAUGUUUGAAGUUUUAAAGUUUAAAAUAAUGAGACCCUUUUGUAUAUAUUUGUAGCAAGCUAAAAUCACUUUUAUAAAAGGUAAAACUAAAGCUUCUUCGAACUUCCGUUAGAUGCAAUUUCCAGCCUGUAUCAUUUAAUUCUUAAUCCUAAAUUCAAACCCGACCCAAGAGCUCUGUGAAGUAUUCAGCUAGAACCGUAUUUGUAUUCCUAUUCAUGCGCCAAUCCGCCACUCGAGGAUCUGGCAGUUGCAAUAUUAAAGCCCCCGCGGGAUUACAUGUGUCCUGCGGCGGUUCAAUAAUAAAAAAUUAAAGCAUUUACACCAAGAAUGUAAAUUUUAUAACAAA